Messenger RNA from Bacillus rossius redtenbacheri, 3334 nucleotides. It is a transcript of the gene fbp, whose product is annotated as fructose-1,6-bisphosphatase 1. NCBI's taxonomy places the organism in Eukaryota, Metazoa, Arthropoda, Insecta, Phasmatodea, Bacillidae. The record is from RefSeq and is a predicted model, not a curated record. Gene Ontology annotation, molecular function: fructose 1,6-bisphosphate 1-phosphatase activity. Bases 293 to 1312 code for a protein of 339 amino acids. Gene Ontology annotation, biological process: gluconeogenesis; fructose 1,6-bisphosphate metabolic process; fructose 6-phosphate metabolic process. The transcript is spliced from 7 exons. Gene Ontology annotation, cellular component: cytoplasm; cytosol.
UUGAAAUAUCUAGUUUCCCGCGCAAAACAAAUGUAUUUUUUUUUCGCACUAGUUUAAAACAACAGGCGAGGCGGAUUAUUUUUGCUUGUAAUUAUAUGCGACCUUGUUUUUUUUUUUUUUUUUUUUUACGUUCCAGCGUCAUCACAAAGAAAACCGUCUUAGCUACUGAAUAUUCUAACAUAUUUAACUCAACAUCUUGAUAAGCUUUCGUUAGUUGAAGGCUGGCUGCCGCUUGUAUAAGAGAACGUAAAGAUUUUCCUCGGUAACGACUUAACCACUUGUUUUCUUUAUAAUGACGUCCAGCGGACCUGCUAUUGAUUCUAACUGCAUGACUUUGACGAGGUUCAUGCUAGCAGAACAGAAGAAAAUACCGUCUGCCACAGGCGAUCUUACUCAGCUUCUAAACAGCAUUCAAACAGCUGUGAAAGCAGUCAGUUCUGCCGUUAGAAAAGCUGGGAUUGCGAAACUGUAUGGAAUAGCAGGCUCCACCAACGUUCAGGGAGAGGAGGUCAAGAAGCUAGAUGUGCUGUCCAAUGAGCUGUUUAUCAACAUGCUGCAAUCAUCCUUCACAACAUGUCUGCUCAUCAGCGAGGAGAACGAAACCAUCAUUGAGGUGGAUGCUGACAAACAAGGAAAAUACAUUGUGUGUUUUGAUCCGCUAGAUGGUUCUUCCAAUAUCGAUUGUCUGGUGUCUAUUGGGUCCAUCUUCGCAAUUUACAGAAAGAGGGCGGCGGAUAUUGGGCCAUUCCUGACCGAAGCCUUGCAGCCUGGGCGAAACCUGGUAGCGGCCGGCUACGCCCUCUAUGGCAGUGCUACAAUGAUGGUUCUAUGCACCGGUAGCUCUGUCAAUGGCUUCACCCUGGACCCUGCUAUUGGAGAGUUCGUCCUGACGGAAGCAGACAUGAAGAUACCUCCUCGAGGGAACAUCUACAGCAUCAACGAGGGCUACUAUCACUCCUGGGAUGGCGCAGUUAAGGAAUAUGUAAACAGCAAGAAGAAUCCCACGCAUGGCAAACCAUAUGGCGCACGCUACGUGGGGUCCAUGGUCGCCGACGUACAUCGCACACUCAAGUACGGUGGCAUCUUCAUGUACCCGGCUACUAAGGACUCUCCGAAAGGCAAGUUACGGCUGCUGUACGAGUGCAACCCCAUGGCCUAUGUGAUAACAAAGGCAGGAGGGCUGGCGUCUGAUGGCUCCACCCCCAUUUUGGACCUGGUCCCCGAGGCGAUCCACCAGCGCUGCCCCAUCUUCCUGGGUUCUCGCCUCGACGUGGAAGAACUGCUGGCGGUGAUGCGAGCCCACCGCCACUGACGGCCACUUCUGCUGUUUGCCCCUGUCCUGGCCAUAAGUACUCAGGCAUACCACAUAUAUACUUUAUCUUCCUGACUCCUGCCUUGAUUUAGAGGAGCAACUUUCUCUAUACAUGCCGCUAAUAAAUUAUACUCCUGCUUUUCACACCCAUUCUAUUCUGGCAUUUUUAGAGUCCUGCUUCAUGUUCCUAAUGCUGUAGCCAAUCAACCUCGAUGUGAAGAAGCUGCUGGCUCUGUAUGCAUAGCUAAUGACUGCCACUUUGCUGUUUACUUCCAUAAUGGUUCUGGUUGUCAAGCCGAUCAUACAACCUUGUUUCACCUUCCUUUUCUCGCACCUUAAUGUGAAGACAUUUUUAGCUACUGCCUGCUACUUUUAUUUUUUCAUCCAUUCUGAUCCUGGUUGAAAAUGCAAUCGUCCAUCUUCCUUUGACCAUGGUUUUAUUUUUUAGGGGCUGCUAGUUCUAUGCGUUUAAUCCUAACUGACACUUAGAGUAUUUAUUCCAUCCUGAUCCUGGCUUUAAAAAAAAUCACGCAGCCUUGUUUCAUAUUUCCUUACUUAUUGCCUUGAUAUGUGCGAGUUGUUGGCUCUGUACAUGAAAAUGCUGACUGCCACUAUGUGGCUUUCUCUAUCUUGAUCCUGGCUACUAAGGAAAAUAUACAGCCUGGUUCUAUCUUCCUUUGCCUGUGCUUUGACAUAAAGUAGUUCCUUUUGACCACCACUUUGCUUAGCUGUUAUUUAUUUGUCCUAGUUACAGAAACAACCACACAGCCUUGUUUCAUCUUUCUUUGCCCGAGCAUAUGGGUGAAGUAAUUGACUUUGAAUGUCACUUUACUGAAUUGUUAAUUACUGGUUCUAGUUACAGAGACAAACCUACAACCUUGUUCCAUCUUCUUGCCCGUAUCUUGGCGUGAUGUAGUUGCCUUCUAUUGUCACUUUGUUGAAUUGUUAAUUCCUUGUCCUAGUUACAGAGGCAAACAUUCAACCUCCUUCAAACUUCCUUUGCCUGAGCCUUGGCGUAAAGUUGUUGCAUUUGAAUGCUACUUUGCUGAAUUGUUAAUUCCUUGUACUAGUAAUAGAGGCAAAAAUAAAGUCUUGUUCUAUCUUCUUUGGCCCAUACCUUGCAUGAAUGAGUUUUUUUGGUUCCUUUUUUCUCAAUUGUUUAUUCAUUGUCCUAGUUACAGGAGCGAACAUUUAACCUUGUAUCAACUUUCUUUGCCUUUACCUUGGCGUAAAUUAGUUGCUUUUGAAUACCUCUUUGCUGAUUUGUAAAUUCCUUGUCCUAGUUACAGUGGCAAACAUACAGCCUUGUUCCAUCUUCGUUUGCUCAUGCCUUAACAUGGAAGAUCUGCAGGUCCUGGUAUAUUUAGCCACUACAUGCUGCUCAGUCUGCUUGAACCCCCAAAACAUAAUUUGCUAUUAUAGUUUAAUAAUAAUUUAAAAUGUUAAAUAUUGGCUUCCAUUGAAAAAUGAAAACGUUUUAAUUAGCAAGCCUUAAAAGAAAUUUGAAUAUUAGGUGUAAAAACUUUAUGGCAAAAAGAUGUCUGUUUGUUAUAAGUUUAUUAUUUUGUGAAACUCACUGAAACUUUCAAAAAAAAAUUUUUGUUACAAGUUACAGCUGUACAAGCUAGCCCAAGUCAUUAAAAAUGAUUUAUUAAUUUCACUAGCAGAUAUGGUGUGUAUGAAGAUGACAGAUGAUAGCUAUCUUGAGGUUAACAUACAAUUAUUUAAAGACUUGUUACAAGUAAUAAGAGCAGUGUUGUUUUAACACACUCAUUUUUCUUAAAGGCCAGUAAAAACAAUUGGCAAAUACGGAUGUUGGAGCAGUGGGCAGCAUGGGACAUUGCUACUGUGUUUUAUCUAACUUAUUUGCAGGGCAGGAACCACAUUUAGCUACAUGAUCCUUUUUAAUGUUAAGUGUGAAUUACAAUGUUUCCUAAGCAGGUAUGACUUUAAUAUUUUUUUGUAACAUGCUUAAUUUGUGUAUUACCAUUCUAAUAAAGUUAAACAAAAUUUUUUGAACUA